Molecule: messenger RNA, 548 nt
Organism: Ostrinia furnacalis (Asian corn borer)
Lineage: Eukaryota; Metazoa; Arthropoda; Insecta; Lepidoptera; Crambidae
Product: translation machinery-associated protein 7 homolog
Exons: 4
Coding region: 112-306 (64 amino acids)
Source: RefSeq, a predicted model, not a curated record
CAACCACAGACUAUAGAAUUUGUACUUGUCAAAAAAGAGCAUCCUCGUCGGACGGGAGAGGUGGGAUUUUUUGCUUGAAAACCUAAUUUUUCUUCUCAAUUGAAUAAAAACAUGUCUGGCCGUGAGGGAGGCAAGAAGAAACCCUUGAAGGCACCGAAAAAGGAGGCGAGGGAACUUGACGACGAUGACCUAGCUCUAAAACAGAAGCUAAAGGAACAACAAAAGGCCCUACAGGAUGCAAAAUCUAAAGCCUCUCAAAAAGGUCCACUUACACAGGGCGGAAUAAAGAAGUCGGGGAAGAAGUGACCGUAAUUUUACUAUUCCAUUGUAUUUAUAGGAUGUAAAAUUUUUAUGUUAAAGAUCUAUGUUAAAUACAGUGCAGAAAAAAUGUCGAAUCAUUUAAAAAAAAACGUAUCUUUCAUUGUUAAUCUGACCAUCAUAACUUAAAAUUAAACUGCACUGCCAAAACUGGCUUGAAAGUUUUGUAACUCGUUUUUAACUUCUAAGGCAAUGCAUUUGUUUAAUAAAUAAAAAUAUUAAAAGCCAAA